CUUUUGUUCUAUUUCUUCUUUCUUCACAUUUUAUUAUUAACUUAUGGGCGUUUACUUGGCAUCAGUUACUGGUUCAAAUAUAUUAGGAUUCUCAAAUCCUGCUUAUAUUCCAGCUACUUCACUAUUUUCAUUUCAUCCAAUAAUAUUUACUUAUUUCAUCUUGGCUACUUUCCUUGUUCCUUAUCCUAUGUAUCGUUUUAUUGCUAAGAGAUAUAAAUGGGAAACAAAUCAUAAAACUGUAGCUCGGCAUUGGAGUGAUACGAUGUUAGCCUUUAGUUAUGGGGUCAUUUUAUUUGUAUUUGGAAAUUAUACCCGAACUUUUAGUUGGAUUACCAUCAUUACUUUUUACCCUUCUUUAUUUGCCUAUGGUCUCAUUGCUGAACUACCAUUUGCAAAGACGUCUUUACCUGAUAUAAAAAAUUGGCCAAAAUCAAUGUGGAUACUCUUUUUAGUAGCAUUAAGUGUGAUAUUAGCAUUUGCAGGCAUACAUAUUUAUAUAGCAUCACAACUUGAAUUACCUUUUGUGAUUUAUUAUGUCUGCAGCUUGUUGAUCCCUGGCUUCUUUUUAACUGUUGCUAUUCUCUUGAUCAAAGAAACGAAUACACCUAUUUUAUCUCAUAAAUGGAGGCAACAUCAAGAAGACCAAAGUACAAGUCAUCGAAAAGUGAGUUUACACAUUCAUCAUUGGCAAAUAUUUUAUACUUUAGCAUUUUAUACAAGGUUUAUGCAUCCUAUUUCUCAAGUUGCAUCUGGUAUUGUUCUCGCUUGUUAUAUGCAAGGCAUUUAUGCAUAUGGUUAUGAUCCUUUAGUGAAUGAUGACUAGUUUUCAUGUAUGAGUUGGAGACUAUAUAAUAUAUACCCUCAGCUUCUCCUUACACCCUACCCUAAAAACCCUCUUCCUUUAUACACAAAUACAUAUACAUAUAUAUAU
Molecule: messenger RNA, 931 nt
Organism: Cokeromyces recurvatus
Lineage: Eukaryota; Fungi; Mucoromycota; Mucoromycetes; Mucorales; Mucoraceae
Exons: 5
Coding region: 44-823 (259 amino acids)
Source: RefSeq, a predicted model, not a curated record